This is a messenger RNA of Cladocopium goreaui, 982 nucleotides long. The record is from the annotation of a GenBank genome assembly. Lineage: Eukaryota; Dinophyceae; Suessiales; Symbiodiniaceae.
CAGCUUGUUCAGUGCUUUGGAUGCAUCGCUGCUCGACGGUGCGGGCGCCUUGCUGCAGCAGCUGCCAGAGGAGCUGCGGCAACAGGCGCGCGUGGAUCUGGCGAGGCGCCUCAAUCCUGAAAUCCAGGCAUGGAUCCAGAAGUAUGAUCACGCAUUGGGAGAUACAUUGGAGCCAGAGGAAGCUGACAGCGACAGUGAUCCGGAGUGUUUGUUGUCAGAUGAUGAGACUCGGCCAAAGCGAAGACGACAAGCUCCACCACAGCCGCAAGAUGGAUAUCCUGAGCACUUGUGGCCCGCCUUGGUGCAAGGGGAGCACGGUUUCAAUGCAGAGGCGCGAAAGGUCUUGCAAGCCAUGUUGCCUGAUGGUGCUCAUGCAUGGAGCUCGCCCACACAAGGGCAAGUGAAGCUUUUGAAGCAGCAGGCAGUAGCGAGCUUGUUGGUUCACCCGAAGUCACCGGUGAGCCGAAUCCUCCUCGACCACAACACUGGCUCCGGCAAGACACUGUGUAUGCUCAGAAUCCUCGACAAUUACUAUUUCAGCUUGAAACCAAAAAUAGUAAUAGUCCCGAAGGACACGGUGAUGUGGAACCUGUAUGCCACACUUUGGCAAUUCCCAUCCCGCUGGCGGGAUUUCGCAUCCCACCAAUGUCCAAAGGCUGCGGAGUUGGCUUGUGGUGCCCUUGACUGGCGCAGCCGCCGCCACCUGCAAUGGCCUUUGAUGUCAGAGGCUUUGCGUGCUGCUGCAGCCCGCGAGGGCCUCACCUUGCAAAAGGCCAUCAAGAGCCUCUUGCUGCAGAAGAUGCGCGACUGCUUGGAGAUGAAGCGGGCUUUCUACAACGGCAGGGUGCGCAAAGCCUAUGUGGACAAGCAUCUUGGAUCUGACUUCAGAGCAAGCCAAACAAUCAGAAACGCAGACCUGCAAUCUCAACUCAAGCAAACUGGGGACCAAGGGGCAUCUUUUCUUGGCAUUGAUGUUUGUUGA